AUGGAGAUGCCCGAGAAUUUUCCACCUGGCUUCGUCCUAGGCAGAGUUGCUGAACAGCUCAAUCAGGAUCACAGUGAUCUUCGUAUAGGUCUUUCUACCAACUUGGUCACCUAUGGUGAAGCUUUGACGGCAAGUCUAAACUGCGUAGGCGACAUCCCUGGUCAUGUCCAAUUACCAACGACGAAUCCAGUCCGUCGAGCACACCUACGUAAGAUGGCACUUGAAAAUAUCGGAUCGCUUAACAGUCCUACCGCUUCAACAUCACCCGGUGUAAUUCGCACCCAGGGAAAACUAGAUAUGGAAGAUUUUCCGCGACCACUUUCCCCAAAUCGCCGUGCUUUGCUGAAGAAGAAAUUCCAAAAUGAAAACAUUCCGCCGUAUCGGGAUCCUUACAUCCUCAGGCUCCUCUCUUUAGAAGAAAAGUUGGCCGCUAUUGUUGGCAACGUCACGGUAUCCGCUAUAGAUUGGGACACCAGCAUGCCAACAUGGAAACUUCCGGAAAUGGAAAUUCUCUGGGACACAGGCGCUCAGCAUACCAUUAUCACAACCGAUAUCCUCGGCGAAGACUUUUCAGCACACCUAUCCGACCCUGUCCACGAUUUAUACCGAAGGGGGACGGAACGCGUAUUCUGGUUUCUGGCUGUGGAUCGACAAGCCGUGCCAAAUAUGCGGUCGGGUAUCAUCCUUGGACAGAUGGGAUGUAUUGAUUCGAUGCAAUACCGGUCUGUUCCACGAUCGACAAUUCUAGCCAAAGGGGGACACAUUGAUGAAAAGUACUGGGGAGAGAUCGUUCUAGAAAGCUACGUUGAUGUUGACGGGACUUUGCAUGAGAUUGUCCCCACAUAG
Molecule: messenger RNA, 846 nt
Organism: Penicillium verrucosum
Lineage: Eukaryota; Fungi; Ascomycota; Eurotiomycetes; Eurotiales; Aspergillaceae
Exons: 2
Coding region: 1-846 (281 amino acids)
Source: RefSeq, a predicted model, not a curated record